AGAAUCUGCUGAUGGAACUGACAUGUGGGAUGACAGGACCAAGGCCAGUUGUCCUCAGUGGACCAUCAGGUGCUGGAAAAAGCACCUUGUUGAAAAAACUUUUGCAAGAAUAUGGCAACAUUUUUGGUUUCAGCGUUUCCCAUACCACAAGGAACCCUAGGCCUGGAGAAGAAAAUGGCAAAGAUUAUCACUUUGUGACCAGGGAGGAGAUGCAGAGAGACAUCGAUGCUGGCAAAUUCAUUGAGCAUGCUGAAUUCUCAGGAAACAUGUACGGGACAAGCAAAGCUGCAGUGCAGGCUGUGCAGGUGAUGAACCGGAUCUGUGUGUUGGAUAUAGACCUGCAAGGAGUGAGAAACAUCAAGAAGAUGGAGCUACGGCCCAUCUAUAUUUCCAUCCAGGCACCAUCCCUGGACAUUUUGGAAAAGCGACUGAGAGACAGGAAGACCGAAACAGAGGAGAGCCUGCAGAAGAGGCUGACUGCAGCCGUUGCUGACAUGGAGAGCAGCAAGGAGCCCAACCUGUUUGAUUUGAUCAUCAUCAAUGACGACUUGGACGAGGCUUAUCUGAUGCUGAGGAAGGUUCUAGCCGAGGAAAUCAAGAAGGCCCAGCAGCCCAAUGAUUUAUGAAUGGAAAACAGAGGCCAUCCCAUUGCCCUUCCCUCUCACCUCACCC
Molecule: messenger RNA, 672 nt
Organism: Monodelphis domestica (gray short-tailed opossum)
Lineage: Eukaryota; Metazoa; Chordata; Mammalia; Didelphimorphia; Didelphidae
Source: RefSeq, a predicted model, not a curated record